AUGGUUCGUAAUAGCUGGUCUGAGAAGCGCGCCGAUGCCGACGACAUGGUCCGCAACAGUUGGUCCGAGAAGCGCGCUGAUGCCGACGAUAUGGUUCGCAACAGCUGGUCAGAGAAGCGCGCCGAUGCCGACGAUAUGGUUCGCAACAGCUGGUCAGAGAAGCGUGCCGAUGCCGACGAUAUGGUUCGCAACAGCUGGUCAGAGAAGCGUGCCGACGCCGACGACAUGGUUCGCAACAGCUGGUCAGAGAAGCGUGCCGACGCCGACGACAUGGUGCGGAAUAGCUGGUCUGAAUAA
Penicillium longicatenatum is the source of this 297-nucleotide messenger RNA. RefSeq lists its product as uncharacterized. The transcript has a single exon. NCBI's taxonomy places the organism in Eukaryota, Fungi, Ascomycota, Eurotiomycetes, Eurotiales, Aspergillaceae. The record is from RefSeq and is a predicted model, not a curated record. Bases 1 to 297 code for a protein of 98 amino acids.